ACAUACAUACAGUAGCUAAUUGAAAGUCAGUUAUUUCCUGUGUUGUGUGAAUUUCCUUUAUUGUUUGUUAUUGUUGACUGAUCUAAUUCUUGAGCUUGUAAAACAUGAGACAUCUAUCAAGUGCCACCAUUAAAGUAUUGCCUCCGCCCUUCAACUCCUAGUUAAUAGAGGAGGAGACCAAGGGCUUUCAGCAUACCACAGUAAGGCAUCAAUGUAUCUGUUUUUACAUUGAUUGUAACUUCAAGGGUAGGAAGUCCUUCCUACUGUCCUCCAUUUGUGCUGCCCAUCUGCCUGUAGAGAAAAUCUCAGAAUUGUAAUUGCUUAAAGUUUUACUACUUAACUAUGUUAAAAUCUCAGCACACAAAUUCAGAAAGAAAGAAGCUUAGUUGUAAUGCUAGCCAGUUAAUGUUGAUGUUUGGACUAAGGAGAUCAGUCAAGUUGGAUUUGAUAGUAGCUCAUUUUUGAUCAAGAAGAAGGUUUUCUGACCUUGUUCUGGUUAACACAGAAGGUGAUGUGAUAAGGAGUCUGUAAGGUGGAAUGUGUAUAUACUGGUUGCUAGGCUUGUUCAGCAUUGGAGAUUCUAAUUACAGCUUAAACUUGCAGGUGAUAAUUUAGUGAUAGAAAGCAUCAACAUUCCAGAAAUAGGUUGCUGAUGUAAUUUAAGAAGUGUACAUGUGAUAGGAAGAACCUGAAGUUUCCUAAGAAGAAUGCUGAAUUAAUUUUUCUGGCACCCUAAACACAAUCUAUGGGGCUGUAGACUGAAAACUCCAUUUAAGUUUUGCAAGCCUUUAAUUAACAAAGCUGUCCCUUUCUUCUAAAAAAAACUAAAAAAAUAGAGAAAAUAGGAAUAACAAGUGACUUUUCCAAGGACAGCAAGUCAGUGGCAAGUGCUUAUUCACUCAUGUUGCAUCCUGGUUCAAUAGCUAUUGCUUCUUUCCUUGUUUGCUGUUUUACAGGUCAUUGCUAAAAAUAGACACGCGCUAUCCUCAGCUGAUAGAUCACAAGGCAAAGCAACCAUAGGAAAGCUAGGUGAAAUGAGGAGUAGCUGAAAUACAGCAAAUGGAACAGCCGAUUCCUCAUAAAGGAAUCAGAACUUUAACACUCAAUCUCAGUGAUAACACACUAAGUAGACCUUUAGCAUUAUCUGCUUACUUAAAACUUCUGUGCAGUGUUUGGAAUGAUUCAUAAACUUGAAUGUGUUGUAAGUUAUCUUUCCAGGAUGGCUGGUCCUAGUAACAGUCCUGCAGAAAUGUAUUGUCUUGGUCUUUGUUUACUGGGCAUUAUUUUUAUAGUGAUGGCAACACCAUUAGCAAACACCAUUAGCAGUAGCAUUCUCCUGUUUUCAGCUGCAGUGUUGUUGACACAUGCAAAGACUUACUUUUCUGCUGCAGAAUCACACUCUGAAGAGGAAGCCAUCAGCCAGUCUGACUUAGCAGUGAUUUUGCUUGAUUUUGUUUAGAUCUCCAGCAAGUGAUCCAUAAAUCAACUCAGGAAUAUUCAGCCAUUUGUAUUAGAACAGCUUAAAUUACAAAGAUCAGGUUUCAAAGGCUUGCAAAUGCUGUAUGUAGGGUUUUACUAAUAUUCCAUGAUUCCUGCCAGAAAUUGCAGGACAAAACUAUUUUAAGGAUCAUUUAACACAUUCUUCUCUGUAAAAAUGGGAGAUUAGUUUUUUUGUGUAACUAUGCUGUGAAAUAUUUUUCAUAUAAAGUACACUUACAACUUUUGUCUUUUUGCUAGGAAAUUAUGUGGAGAUGAGCUUCAGAAGCUUGUUACUUUAUCUGAGGGAAGUGAAUGCGUUUGAGGCAGGGAAUGUUCAAAGAAAAGUAGAAACACUGUGAAGUUCAUAGUAGAGAAUCAACAGGUAAUCAAUCUGCCUGCGAGUAGAAUUUAUUAUGAAUUUGUGCUUGAAGUGCUUUUGCAAUGAGUUUUUUUUUAAUAUUACACUUCAGAAUAAAUUUUUAACUAGUUUGACAACGUUAAACAGAGAAGAGACAUCAGCAGGAGAUUCUUGUGUUCAUAAGAGAUCUGUCUGUGCUUACAGGCUUUCAACUAAUCUGAAUCUUUACUCCAUACCUUUAAUGAUAACUGUUUUUAUACUGUUAUAACUUAAUAUUUUUUUAUUUGGCUCAAAGAAAAUCCAGUUUUCCCUUCCAGUUGAAAUGGGAAUUGCAUAUUAAUGACUAAAUAACAGAAUUUUUUUAGCUGCUCAUAUCACUUCAUUACUGCAAUUCUUCUUUUAAAUUCAUGUUAUCAAAUAUACUGUCUUGAGAGGGAAUAACGAACUUUUACUACAACGUCUCAUCUACAGGUGCUAAGGAAGUGUGACUAAUUCAGAAGCAUCAGCCACAAUUAAGUGGUAUGUCCCACAACAGUGUCUCCAGUACAUGCCUUGGCAGCAGCAACUGUGCAGAAUGUGUCAUGCAUUUCAUACAGUUGUUGGGAAGUCUGACCUGUCUAGCUCAGUGGAUAAGUUGGUCUUGUGGGAAGAAAAAAAAAACCCUAUAAUAAUAACAGGGAUUAAUUCAAUUAAAUAUAGUCAAGUGCUAAAUUACCAUUUAUAGCCACAGUAUCAUUAUGCAUUUUAGAAAAUACUGACUGUCAUUUCCAAAAGCAUCCAAGUCGAACAGUCAGUUCUUCCAUCACUGCUCUAAGAGCAUUGAGUGGCCCUGCACAGGUAACCUAUGUGUAAACUGUAGGUACAGACAUCCAGAAACAGCUUUUCAGCCUAUUCCUACAGAUGUUGACAUAUCCAUCAGUGCAUCAGUAAAAUCAUUCAUGCUGUGUUUCAGAACUUACCUAUACUACAGAAUGUCAAUUCUCUCAUUGUCCUAUCAAUUGAAAUGCAGAUCAAAGAAGUUUGCAGUAGUUUAUUUCAGUGUAUGGCUUAUGCCAAACUAAUGAGAGUCCUGUUCUUUAGUUACUCAUCCCUGGGUUUCUGCUACAGUAGCUGCGUUGUGUUACAGGAUGUUUGAGUGAGAAAUUUCCGGAAUUGGAAAACGGGGAAAUAAUGAAAAAUACAUCUUGUAUAUUCAAAUUAGCUCUUUCCUGAGUGCUUCCUCUGUAAGACUUGAAGUUCGUUCUUUAUUUUAGCUGACCAUUCAUCUCUUAAGUUUAUCCAUCCAAGAGGCAGAAAGUCACUUCUGUUACUACUCCUCUUUUGUUAUGGGUUUGUGUAAUACCUGUUUAGAAACUCCAUAAAACAGCACAUACAAGGAAACAUGGAACUUGAAAUAGAGGAAGGAGUAACGCAUAAAAGCAGAGGUGAUAACUUAAUAUUGUAAUAGUUGUUAAGAUCUAUUUUUUUUUUCCAGCUUUGCUUGGGAAACUAAAGGUAAACAUAGUAAUUCACAUUCAGUAAACCACAAAUUGCUGUCAAUUCUUUUGGUAAUGAAUUACACCACUGCAGCAUUUAAGUGUAUUAGUCUGAAUAGAUACGUUUUUCUGUGGCAAUCCUGUGUUUUGAUCUACUGUGGUUCUUCACAGUAGCAGUAUUUUGUGCAUGCUAUCACCUCUGAGCACCCCGCUGUAGCUUGAAUUAAAACAUCUGCAGAGUAAAACAACUGUUACUGAGAAGCAAAGAGUGCAUUUUAGAAUUGAAAAGCAAAACUGCUAGGCCUAUUUCUCAAGAGUUCUUUGGCGAGUCACUCCUUUCCAAAACAGAAGCACUCACUCCCUCUAUAGGCACAACGAGGAAGAGCAGAUGAAGCUUCUAUUCAGCGCAUUUCACCUGCGUCAUGUAGCGCAGGUGAACUCUUAAAUGAACGAAAGCUACAUCGACCCAGAGAAAGCGCUGCCCGCUGUCCCCCAGGGCUCCUCAGAACCUCGUGCUGCCAACGUCAGCAGACCGACGAGGAAGCGGCCAUAGGGCGCCCCUGCCCUCACUUAAGAUGGCGGCGGCAGCGCCGGGUCACGUGGUGGGGGCAGGAUCCCCCUCCUCUCGGUGGCGGCGCGGCGGCGGGAUGGAGCUGGCUGCACUGGAGCGCUUUCUCAGCCCGGGCAAGGGCAGCGGACUCCGCUCCCGCCGGCGGGUGCGGCCCGGAGAGCUGCUUUACCGAGCCGAACCCUUCGCCUACGUGGUGACCAAGGAGCAGCUGGGCGGCGUGUGCGAGCAAUGCUUCCAGAGGAAUGAACAUCUGCACAGAUGCUCUCAAUGCAAGGUUGCUAAAUACUGUGGUAAAUCAUGUCAGAAAGAAGCUUGGCUGGACCACAAGCGGGAGUGCAAGUGCCUUCAGAAUGUCAAGCCUAAUUUUCCUCCAGAUUCUGUCAGACUUGCUGGCAGGAUUGUUUUUAAGCUACUUAGGCAAUCAGCAUGCCUUUCUGAGAGACUCUACUCUUUUUCUGAUCUUCAGUCAAAUGCUGAACAACUAAGUGAAGAAAUGAAAGAGGGCCUCAGGCACCUUGCACAUACCUUGCAACUUUAUCUGAGAGCAGAGAUCCAGGAUGCAUCUCACUUGCCACCUGCAAUUGACUUUUUUCAGAUCUUCACAAAAGUGACCUGUAACUGUUUCACCAUCAGUAAUGGAGAGAUGCAGGAUGUUGGUGUUGGCCUAUAUCCCAGCAUGUCUUUGCUGAAUCACAGCUGUGACCCAAACUGUGUGAUUGUUUUUGAAGGAUACCAGCUUUUACUUCGCUCCGUCCGAGAGAUCCAGAUUGGCGAAGAGCUCACCGUCAGCUAUAUUGAAUCACUGAUGCCCACCAGUGAACGACAGAAGCAGCUGAAGCGCCAGUAUUGCUUUGAAUGUGACUGUUGUCUCUGCCAGGAUCAAGAAAAGGAUGCUAAGAAAUUGGCAGGUGAAGAGCCUGCCUGGAAGGAAGUCAAAGAUGCUGUAAACGAGGUGAAAUAUCCAAAAUCAAAAGAAGAGUGGGAGAAGGUUUUGGCAAAAUGCCAGCAUCUCCUGAGCAGCCAUGAGAGUCGUCUUCCAGAUACAAAUAUCUAUCAGCUGAAACUGCUGGACUGUGCCAUGGAUGCCUGUAUUAACCUUGAAGCCUGGGAACAAGCUUUGUGUUAUGGCAGCAGGACACUUGGACCGUACAGGCUGUAUUAUCCUGAUUUCCAUCCACUGAGGGCUGUGCAGCUGAUGCGAGUGGGCAAACUGCAGUACAGUCAAGGCAUGUUACCUCAGGCACUGGAGACCUUGAAACAGGCCUAUGAUAUUAUGAAAGUGACCCAUGGGACAGAUCACAGCCUGAUGCAAGCCUUGAUGGACUUAAAGGAACAGUGUGAGGCCAUCAUGAAAGUACACUGAAUAAAACCCCAAUCUGGAAAACAAGACAUUCAAGGAGAAAGAAUACGGAAUUCUUCUUGUUACAUUAGGAAACUUCCCAGUGGUUUUGGUAUAUUUUCAUCAGGUCCUACUUUCUUUACAAAAAUAUUUAGUGUUUAUUAGUUUUUCUCUAUUAUCUUCUGGAUUGAGUUAAGGUUUGGAGGAAUAUGUGAUGUUUUCAGAAAGUCUUUAACUUCUACAAGUCAAAAUGGUAGUGAGUAAGUCUUAAUAUUUGCUUUUAAGACAUGCUGAUAAAACCACAAACUUAAACAUAAAGCAAGGAUAAAUUUAAUUUGUUUCUAUUUAAUAACCAGAACCUCAAAUCCAAACACCAGUGAAGGUAGUAAGAAUUGAGAAUCAAAUCAGAAUCUCAGUGAUAUAGGACACAACUUCCUGCUGAGCUUCUCACACAUGCUUUCUAGGUAUUGAUUUCUGUAUGAUUUCUGUUAUCUCUGAAUGAUCACAAAGUCAAACCGUACAUCUUAUGCUUGUUGACUAGAACACAGCUGUAUGUUUUUUUCUACCAGACACCUAAUUUAGAUGGUAACACUUGAUUAUCCAUUUACAACACAUGAUUUAAUUGAUAAUAAAUACUGAGAAACACAUCCCAUCCUCAUUUGCAACAAAAUGAUAUAAUUUCAUUGAGAUGACUAGUCAAUUGUUUGUGCUGGUGUAUGCCAGCACUUCAAGAUAUAGUCAUAAAAAUAAGUAGAGAGAUCAUAUUUUUCCCUUUGACUUCCCGUUAGAUGUGGCUUCCAAAAGCCAGAUCCACUGCUCUUUAAAAGAUUCCCAAUAUUCUAAAUUGCAUCUUGAAUUUUUAGAGGUGAAUUUAUAUAUGCAGUAUGUGUCUGCAUUCAAUAUACAAUGAGGAUGACUUGGUUUCUAGGGUGACUAGGUUGUGAAAGCAUCCUUGUGUCACUGUGAAGUUCUUUUAGGGCUGAAGCCAAACCUUCUGCUAGUGCACAGAAGUGCUGCUUGCCUCUGAACCUCCAUAAUCUACACAGUCAAAUACCUAAAGAGAAGUGUGGCAUCACAUUUGCAUCUCCAUCGCAGACAGUUGCACUGAGCAGGUGCUCAGGAAGCUCAUGGUGUGGUUUGUAGACCUUUCUGAGCCUUCAGAGUUUGGUUUUACUGUGCCCACUUUCCCCAAAUUGUACUUCAAAUUCGAGAGUAUAGGCACUGUAGUACACACUAAGUAGGAUUUUCUUCUCAAGCAGGGAAGUGCUCACCCUAAUUGCUGCUGAAGACUGGGGCUCAAGCAUGUGAGCAGUCCAGCAUACCAAACCAGGCUCGGAUCAACCUGAUCUAGCUGUGGAUGUCCCUGUUUAUUGCAGAGGAGUUGGAUUAGAUGACUUUUAACGGUCCCUUUCAACUCUAAGGAUUCUAUAAUUCUAUGGCACUGGUUAACUGUACUUCUAAGAAAAUUCACUUCCAUGUUUCUAUCAGGCCAACUAUAUGUCUUUUUCCCUCUUUUCCACAUCUCCUUUCUUCUCCCUCUCACCAAGCAGACAUGACUUUGUGUUGAAGCUGUAAGACCUACAGAGAUCCGUUGAACCAGGAUAUCAGCCCUGGGGAAGAGGAGCAUUUCUUGGAAAGCAUAUGUGCUCCAUUUGCCCACACUCAUCUACAGGGGAGUUGCUGUUACCAGAGCUGCUGACUUCCACUUUUAACACAGAAACAAAUGUUAACAAAAGCCAAAUAUUUAUGAGGAACAUUGAAACCUAGAUAAUUUAAGGCCCCUGAAAAUAUCGCUCCAGGUGUGUCUCUCCUCUCAACAAUUUAUUGCUGCUACUCCAGCCAUGACUGUUAUUUCAUUAAUCUGUAGUUGUUAUAAAGUCAGGCUUUCUUCACACCAGUCACUUGACACCAUUAAUUAUUAUGAGACGGGAACACAUUUAAAAAGAAAAUGAACACUCUGGGCAUAAUUUACAGCCCCAGCACAAGAAUGCCAACACUGAGGAAGAUAUCUCUUUUCAAGGCAUUUGAAUUUGUUCCAGUGUAUGGAGUGUUCACUUGCCCGGUAGUAAUAUGCAAGCAAUAACCUAUGAAAUGCAGUGCACUUCUGGAGUAUGUAGCAUGGCUUGAGGCCAGAGGCCAAGUCGUAUCAGCCACUCAAGAAGUGCAAUAAUCCUGACAGAAAUUCACUGCUUGGUUGGGUCUUCUUGCUAUUAUGAAAAGGAAAUUGUCUGGGAGAGAGGUCAGACCUUUGCAUUUAUUGGGAUUUCUGACAAAGCCAUGGCAUCACUGAUGGACAAUGAGGAAAUGUGAGAGGUGCUCAGUCUUUUAGAGCUAUUUUCUGGUUUUAAAAGGACACAUUAUAUUUGAAAUGUAUGUCUUAGUGUAAAGAUGAUACCUGCGUUAUCUUAUAAUUCUAUAUCUACUACUAAGACUUGUAAAUGAAAAGAACUUCAGUGUGUGAGCUAAGAUGGUGCAUUGAUUUAUACAGCAGGAGAUACCCACCAGCUCUUAUGGAUGCAGACACAUCUGCAGCACUGCCUUUUGGUACAGGACACCACAAUGGUGCAAGCACAGCAGCAGGAAAAGACAGGUACUAGGAGAGGGUCAGAUUUACCUGGCAUCGGAUGAGAAAAGCUACAGAGCAUCCUGAAGGUAUGUGUACUACCAUGAGUAGAGCUGUAGGGGACAUAUGCCCAGUCAUAGAAUCAUAGAAUGGCCUGAGUUGAAAAGGACCACAAUGAUCAUCUGUUUUCAACCCCCUGCUAU
Messenger RNA from Phasianus colchicus (ring-necked pheasant), 7988 nucleotides. RefSeq names its product SET and MYND domain containing 3 (gene SMYD3). Gene Ontology annotation, molecular function: protein binding; histone methyltransferase activity. The record is from RefSeq and is a predicted model, not a curated record. Gene Ontology annotation, cellular component: nucleus. NCBI's taxonomy places the organism in Eukaryota, Metazoa, Chordata, Aves, Galliformes, Phasianidae.